Molecule: messenger RNA, 12175 nt
Organism: Podarcis lilfordi (Lilford's wall lizard)
Lineage: Eukaryota; Metazoa; Chordata; Lepidosauria; Squamata; Lacertidae
Source: the annotation of a GenBank genome assembly
AUGGUUGGCGUGGAGUGCCUGGCUAUUCUCAGCAGGUGAGCUUACCUGAGAAUGAACACUGCACUUGUGUCUGCAGGACACUGCUCCCUGCUGUUAGGAAGUGAAGAGUGCUAGAGCAGUCCAGCCCAGAUGUAUAUCAAAGAGGGUAAGAAAGAUGGUGGUGACAGCAGCCGUCAUACAUUACAGCAUGUGUUCUCCCCACCCCCUUGCUUAAGUUUGUGGGAUGGCUUCUCUAGUUGUUGGAGUGAAGUUGGAUUGAGGGCUUGCCUCUGAAGUCCAAAGGUCAGGGACCUGUUAAAGUUCUGAGCAGUGAAGUGUUAGCAAAGUGUCUAAGUUCCUCCAUAUGUUCUAGUCUUGGGGUGUUCUGUGCAAAGUGUUCUCUCUGUGUGUGCAGAGAACCCUUUCUCCCUCUUUCCCAUCACAAAAGUUUUCUCCUGGUGAGUUGUACGUAGGGAUGCGGGAGAAAUUCAGUUCAGCUCAAUAUUUAGAGUUGAGCUCCUGAAUUUGCACUUCCUGAAACAGCCCAGGUCUAACCCAGGACUUCCCAAACCUGGGUCUCUAACUGUUUUUGGAUUAUAAUUCCCAUCAUCCCUGACCUGCUAGCUAGAGAUGAUGGGAAUUGUAGUCCAAAAAACAAACAAACAGCUAGAGACCCAAGUUUGGGAAACCCUGGUUAACCAAACUGCAGCAGUCAUUCAAAAUUCACACUUGUCCGAAUUUUGCAAUACAGAUCUCCAGCUAAGUAAUGUGUACAAAAAUGCAUUUACUAGAGUAAAAAUGUGUUGGUAAAAAAUGUGUUGGUAAAAAAAAAAGGUAUAGGAAAAAGCAUUCUUAUUAGGUGAAAUUGCUUGCAAAAAUGUGUAUAUGUCAAGAUUGCAUUUAAAAGUUGCAUGUUAAGAAAAUAAGAAUGUAAGAAGAGCCUGCUGGAUCAAGUCUGUGGCCCAUCUACUGCAGCAUCAUAUUCUCAGUUUCCAAUCAGAUGCCUGUGAGAAGUCCACAAGCAAGACCCAAGCACCCUGUCCUACUGUAGUUUCUAGCAACUGAUAUACAGCAGCAGAGAAUAGUCAUCCAAUAUUAAUUUAAAAAAAAAUCCCCAAGAAAAUGCUGGUAAAUUUUAUGAGAACCCAACAAAAGAAAUUUGGAGAAGUGAACCUAAGACCUGGAAAACGAAAAAAUUAAAAAUAAAAACCUGAAAUUUGGGAUUUGCCCAUGUAUAAUUCUGUGCUCAACACAAGGCUGGAGAGAUACAGUUGAACCUUGGAACUCGAACGUAUUCCAGCCCGGAAGACCGUUUGACUUCCGAAAUGUUUGACUUCUGAUGCGCAGCUUCCGAUUGGUUGCAAGAGCUUCUUGCACUCAAGUGGAAGUCUCACCGGACAUUCGAGUUCUGAGGAACAUUAGAAAACCGGAACACUUACUUCCAGGAUUUCAGUGUUCAGGAACUCAAACAUUUGGCAACGGAGCUGUUCGAGUUCCGAGGUUUGACUGUAUAGGGUUAGAGUUAGGGUGCCCAAUUGUCGCCUGAGCCCCCCAUCCCCAAUGUAAUGUGGGUAUAGGAUUGCAUGUUAGAUUCUUUGGUCCCAUAUCUUUUUAAAACAAUAAUUUAUGGGAAUUUGGAUUUGUAUAUUGAAAGAAAGAGAGAAAACAAAAGUAAAGCAUGCCAAACAGAUAAACUUAAUUGCAGCUUUUGGUUGCUACUUUUAUAUGCCAUACUUUCACUAUUGUGGUAUAUUUACUCACUAAUGCUUCAUGACAUUACUACAUAUUGUAAUGUCACAUUGUUAUUACAUGACUGCACAUAUUCACCCUAAUUGCAUAAUUAUCUAUAAUUGCACUAAUUCGGUAAAGACAUAAUUGACUAAAAUCAACAAGGAAAUACUGCCAAUAGGAAAAAGGACAUUAGAGGAAGUAGGGCUUGUUUCCCCCCUCUCAAAUUAACUCUCUGAAAGCAUUCAGGUGUCCUUUAAAUGUGCUCCCAUCCACCUGGGGACUGCUUAUCGGUGAAUAGAUCCCAUUUGGUGGGAGAAACCCAGUGUGCAUGCGGGAGAUUCAAAUGGAAUCAGCACCCAAAUGAGUUGAGGAUACAGGGCACAAACAUGGGAGCUCAUGUGUGGAAAGGCUAUACUUUGGCCAUGGGGGGAAAUGAAGCUAAAUGGUAAAUAACAAAGAACUGGAUUUGACUGGUUAGCAGGAUCCUUCCUUUGCCCCACCUGCCGCGGGCCAACUUUGACAGGUUGGUGCGACUGCCCACCUGCCAGUCAUCUGAUGCCAGGUGACAACUUGAAAGGGGCUUGCUGUUUCUGCUUGAAGACUGUCUGUCAGCACUGAUCAUCUGAUGGGUGCCAACAGUCAUCCCCUUUGAAGUCCACUGGUAGGCAGUUUGUAUUCAUCUGAUGGGUGCUGAGAGCCAUCCCCUUUGAAGUCCGUUUGCAAGCAGUUUGAAUACUAGCUGCUGCAAACUUCUCCAUGGCCAUCAGUUGAUCAGCACUAAAAGCCCUAUCUUCUAUCCGGGAGUUCCGGAUGAGCUGCGAGAUCCAUUCUGUGGGAGGAUCAGAUCCACCUGUAUCAUCAUCACAUCCCUGGGUGGUGUCUGAGCUAAAGGCCAUUAGCUAAUUCUGACUGGAUGGUGAUACUGUGAUGUGGCUGGGCCACAUGAUGCUACAACUUGCUUGCUUUUCUUCACCAAAACAUUUGCAAUCUAUCAAUACCCUCCUUGAAAUGCGCUGGCCAGAUGUACUGUAGUUCUUUUAAAUAAGUGUAUUCUCCCCACCCACUCCAUUCUAGGCUAAGAAUGAUGUUGACCUUUUUUUUGCCACAGCAUCCCACACAGGAUUUUUGUUGUUGCUUCUGAUGUUGCAACUUCUAAUCCCCCCUCUUUUUUUUUGCCAAACUAAUGCAAAAUCAGUUUGAUCCUAGCUUGUGCCUAUGUGUGUGGUCACCUCUUGCUAUGUGGGAUUGCCAACUUCUUUUACUGGUCUCUUUCGUCUUGGUUGUCUCCUCUGGCACCAUAUUUCCUGCUUGCUCUUUGUUUAUUUGGUAGGUGGUGGUGCUCCCGCUGUGAACUUGUUUAUUUCAUUUAUCCAGCACGUUCCCAACUUCUGCUGCUGUGCUGAUCACUCACGUUAUUGGCCUACCCUGGCAAGUACGUGCUGGGACAUUAUUGGGGCAGGGAUUUUGACCCUCCCAACAUAUUUGACUUCUUGCAUGUAUCCGGGUUGAGGUAGUAGGUUGUAUGGUUUAGAAUUACACCAAGGGAGAUAACUGUACAACCUCCUAGCUUUCCCUGGGUCUUGCACAAAACAGCGAGCAUGGUGAAAAGGCUAUAAACCUUCGAGAAUGUUUUGCUGUCCACGGUCAAAUUGAGAAACAACAGGUAAGGUGUGUUUUGUGAAUCUUUUUUUAAGUCAAUGAAGUCUCCCUUCCCUGGUAUGCACCACACCACAAAGACAAAUCAGCUUUGUGGUUGGGCUACAAAGUUGCAGGCUGUUUAUGGAAUGGGGUGGUGAUGUCUGGACAUCUCCUUUGGGUCCCCUCCACACCUAUGGAUGGGAUUCUUUAGGAUGGGAUUCUGUAGUAGAAGGGACGGCCAAAGUGGUCAAACCUUUUGAAGUUAAUGUCCCUAGCCCUGUCUGUGAAGCAUCUCUCUGCAUGACUAAAGAGUUGGCCAAGAACUACUGUGUUGCCAUAGAAACUACAAGUGAAUGAUGCUUCCAGAGGAAAAGGACAGGACUUUCCCCCCCACCUGACUGAAGGUGAUGUUAUCCUGGGCUUAGAACAAUAGACACAAGGCCAGUUUUGGGCUGAUGUUUGGAGACAGACGGUCAUCGCCAACUAAGCUCUACUCAGUGUAUGUCCAUUUAAGUUAAUUGAUCUAACUUGGGUUUGUUAAUAGGUCUACGCCCCCAUGCAGCCUGAUUGGCCCCCUAAGAACCUGACGUGGCCAGGGUCUCUCCCAGCAUAAUGCGGGACACUGUCUUGCCCCACACUAAGGUGGGCGGCUAGGCGGCCCGACCACAACCCAGUCCCACCAGGAAAUGGACCCAAUUUCUUAGACUCUGGCCAGCUUAAAAGCUGCACAUUCAAGAAAGCACCUUGGUCACAUAAUUGACUUCUUCGGUUGUGGCUGCAGCCUGGAAUUUGCUUAGGAACUUUGGUGUCUUGCAUUACUGCAUCAGGUUCUGUUUUGUGAGCAUAUAUUUUGCUUGCUUCCCUGCCCACUCCUUUAAUUUCUCACAACCAAAGGACCCUAAGGACAAUUUGGUGAAUAUCUUAUGCAGUUAUGAGGCACUGAGAGGGGAUAAUGUGCUUACCCUUUUUGUAUUGAAUGCAUCACAGUGUGUAUGUAUAUAUAUAUAUAUCCCAACUCCCAUUUCCAGUAGAAAACAAGACACCCAAGGGCAAGCUCGGUUAAAACUUGUCUCAGCUUUGUUAGCUUUCUACAUGCAGGGCAUUUUUGAUGUGAAUCAGCCAUGGCGAAUCUGAAUUCACCUGAAUCAUAAAACUGAAAAACCUUGGGGGCUGUACUGCAUGCUUAGCCCUAAUAUGCGAUGAUCUGACCUGAUUAGCUCUAUGCCAGGGCUGUACGAAACUGACAGUCCCGGACCAUUCCUCAGCCAUCUCUUUUGAACUACAACUCCCAUCAGCCCCAUCCAGCACAGCCAAAGGUUAGGAAUUAUGAUCACUGUGGUCCAAACCAUCCAGAGGGAAGCAGGUUGGAAAAAGACUGGACUAAGUCUACAUAAGAGUGGGUGUACCAUGCAGGGUUCAGUGGUGCAUGUUCUGGUUUCAGCCACAUCAUUUGAAUUCUUGAGUUCAAGGGACAAUUCCAGCACUUCUCAUUUAUGCAGUUCAAUUGUACCCAGUGCUUUAAUUUCAUUGGCUCAGCCCACUCUCCUGUCAAUGGGACGGACAGAACUGCAUCAGAUGACCAUGAGUUGUGCAUUCUUCAGGGGUGUCUUCCUCCAUGAUAUGGAAGCAUCCAGGAAGGAAAAGGAACAUGUUGCCCACCACCUAUGAGACACUUCCAGCACUCCAGGUUUUGCACUGCAGCAUCUAGUAGGGAGCAUAUUGGUUUCCCUCUGGGUGCAUCCUCUGAUCAAGGGUUGGAGAAUCUGUGCCCCUCCAGAUAUUCUUAUUGGACUCCCAUUAGCCCCAGCAAGCAUGGCCAAUAACCAUGAAUGAGUAGACUCGGAGUCCAACAACAUCUGGAGAACCAGUUUCCCCCUCCUUUCUAUAAUUGCAUCAGUUUUUUUUAAGAAUGUGGUGAGAGACUGUCCUUAUGUUUCAUUGAAAUCUGUUGCCAACAGCAAAGUGCUUUGUCUCAUUUAUGCCUUCAAAAGGAAUAUAGAUAUAAGGACUGCAAAAUCACUUGGCCUUGGGAAUUCAUACUCCUAUUAAAGAUGGCACUGGGGAACCCAUUUUGAUUGGGUGUAAAAUAUUUGUGGCCAGUUCACAGUAACUGGCACUGGACUUAAAAACAUGGUAAGGGGCCCUUCCCCAUUUCAAACUUUUACUGGUAAUCAUGAUUGAAGGCAGAAGGGAAAUUACCCAGGAUCCACUAAACUACACCCACCUGAAAGUUCUGUUAUCUCUGUGUUGUCCUUUUCUAUCCUUGGAACAGUAAAAAAAAAAAAAAUUAAAAAUCAUUUUUUGCAGAUAUAUUGCUGUAUACAGGUUAGUGGAAAACAACCCCCUCUUUGUUCAUCUCUGGGAAAUGUUCCUUAACUUUGUAAACUUGAUCAAAUCAUAGGAAACGCAGAACAGGAUGGUUAACCUGGUCCCCUCUGGGUGCUGUUGUCCUUCAGCUCCCAUCUGCCCCAGCCAGCAUGGCCAGUGGCCAGGGAUGGUGAGAGCUUUGACUGAACAGCAGUGCUUUGAGUUCCCCAUCCAUUACAUAGAAUGUUGCCUGCUUCAGAGAGAACCUCCUGCUUACUAACUGGAACCCAUGAACAUUCCAGGACUGAAAUUAACAUGAAAGGUAGCCGUUUGGCAAUUCUGGAAAAGAGCAUUCAUAAUAAGAAUAUUGGACUGUUGAUUAAUUAUGGCAUUCCUAAUAUGUCCUUGAGUGCCCUUCUGUCAUAUGUCCUCCAUAUAUCCUUCUGUCGUAUGUUUUCCAUAUGUCUUGUCACUAAUUAGUUUUCCAUCAUAUGGCUUCCAUCACAUUAAUUAGACUUCCUGGAGAAUGUGGCAGUAUUGCAAGCAAACGUGGACCUUUUGCAGUGGGCACAGGAACAGCUAUUCUGUACCUUUCAGCCCUUGAGCGAUGGAGCAAAAGGAGAGAGGAACAGGUGGAAAGGUAAUGCGUCAAGAUAUGGACAGAUUUCUCACUUUGUCUCACACCUUGGAUAGUGCUGGGUCUAAAUAAUGCCUGUUUUGAGAUUUCUCCGUUUUCCUUUUACUUGCCUAUUACUACAGUGCAUUGCAAGAUACCUUCGACUUUUCCUUGUUUAUUUGCUAGAUGUUUUAAUGAAAACGUAGGGGAAUUCCAUCAGUCCUAGAUUCUUAGUUUAUUUUGCAAAGCCAAAGUGAGCAUUGCUCUGGAAUGAGUGGCAGAAGAAAAGAAAAUUCAGAAAGUUCAGAAAUGCAUCACUCUAAAAAGCAGGGUUUCUGGUCUGCUGUAAAGGGUGGAAGGUAGAUAGGAUCAGAGAAACAAGGUAUGUAGCUGUGAUGCAGCAACUGCAUUCCCUGGUGUUCCAGCAGCAUGUUAAUACACCAAGGAUGAUGUGCAGAGGUUCAUGAUAUUUCAAUAAAUCCCGUUUGCAGCUGUGAAAAUCUGAACAAGAGAACUCCAGUUCAUUCCAUAGUAGCUGAAAUGCAAUAUUAAAUUAAAUGCAAUGGAUGAGUUGUGGCUGACAUUUUCUUCUUCUUCAGGGGAUGUUUUUAAAAAGACAAGGUGUGCUAAGCCAAAAAGGGUUUUGCAUCCAAGGCCUAUGGGGCAGGAGGCUUCCCAGCAUCGCCCACUGACACUGGUAAGUUGCAUGAAGUGUAUUAUGGGAUACCAGAAGGGAAGGGACUCCAGAGUAUGCUAUCAGGGAAAUUGGAAUCUUGCCCUCCAUCCUUGCAUUGAUUGACGAGUGGGUAACUUUGAAGUACAUCUAUGAACAAUAUUCCUGGUCGAUUGUGCUUGUUUAUUUGAGAUCAGUCAAAGGAGAGUAAUGUAAUUAUAAUUAUAAUUAUAAUAAUUUAUUAUUUAUUCCCCGCCCAUCUGGCUGGGUUUCCCCAGCCACUGUGGGUGGCUUCCAUCAAAAGAUUUGGUUUUGUUUUUUUGUUUUUGUUGUUGUUUAGUCAUUUAGCCAUGUCCGACUCUUCGUGACCUCAUGGACCAGAGCAUACCAGGCACUCCCGUCUUCCACUGCCUCCCGCAGUUUGGUCAAACUCAUGCUGAUAGCUUCAAGAACACUGUCCAACCAUCACGUCCUCGGUCGUCCCCUUCUCCUUGUGCCCUCAAUCUCUCCCAACAUCAGGGUCUUUUCCAGGGAGUCUUCUCUUCUCAUGAGGUGACCAAAGUAUUGGAGCCUCAGCUUCAGGAUCUAUCAAAAGAUUAAAAAUACAUUAAAACAUCAGUCAUUAAAAACUUCCCUAAACAGGGCUGCCUUCAGAUGUCUUCUAAACAUCAGAUAGUUGUCUAUCUCUUUGACAUCUGAUGGGAGGGCAUUCCACAUGGCGGGUGCCACUACCGAGAAGGCCCUCUGCCUGGUUCCCUGUAACUUCACUUCUCUCAGUGAUGGAACUGCCAGAAGGCCUUUGGCGCUGGACCUCAAUGUCCAGCCAGAAUGAUAGGGGUGGAGACACUCCUUCAGGUAUACUUGGCUGAGGCCGUUUAGGGCUCUAAAGGUCAGCACCAACACUUUGAACUGUACUCGGAAACAUACUGGGAGCCAAUGUAGGUCUUUCAAGACUGGUGUUAUGUGGUAUCUGCAGAUGCUCCCAGUCUCCAGUCUGGCUGCUGCAUUCUGAAUUAGUUGUAGUUUCUGGGUCACCUUCAAAGGUAGACCCACGUAGAGCGCGUUGCAGUAGUCCAAGUGGGAGAUAAUAGAGCAUGCAUCACUCUGGCGAGACACUCCGCAGGCAGGUAGGGUCUCAGCCUGUGUACCAGAUGGAGCUAGUAGAGAGUGGAACCCAUGAAUUCGGGGCCGGAAUUCCUACUCCAGUUUGGAUAUUCACCACAUUGUUAUUGACAAAAGAUGUAGAUUUGCUGGCAUGAGUUAUCAUAGGUGGUGUUGGUACAUUAUCACUCCCUGCUGCAAUGAGCAAUUAAGGGAGUCCUGGGUUUAAGAAUUAGGCCCAGAAUUUUUCUUGGAUUUGGGGGUGUGAGGUGAAAACACCCCCCAAAAUUGAUUUAAUCUUCAGGAUAUGAGUGCCCCCCCCGAAUUUCCGUAUCUUUGCAGAGAAAGGAAAGUGGUCAGUAACACUGCUGCCCACUCUCCAUUCCUGGGGCGGGUCUGACCCAAGAGUGAAGAGCAGGAGGAGAGUCAGCGACAGCUUCCCUACCCUUCUCCUUGCUCAUGAGUAUGCCCCCAUGCCACUUUGCGAGGUGAGCUGUAGUGGGCUCCCUCUGUGCCCUGCCCGCCUUGGGGUGUUGGCCUACACUCUGCAACUGGGCUCCACCCCUUGGGCUUCUGCCUCAGAUCUUUAGCCAAACUCACUCUCUGUCUUCCUUGUCUUCAUCCUUGUCUUCGCCUCUCUCCUCCAGUAGUAAAAAGGCCCAUUUAAUAUUCUAGCUAGCCUAUCCUCCAACCCACCAUAAUUGAGUAGAACAAAAUUCUUCCUCUCAUCAGACCACUUCCCCUGUCCAAUGAGUGACCAAGAAUUUCUACCUAAUAAGCCAAUUAGAAGUGCAAUUUUAUCUUAGAACACACAAGUUUCGCUUUCUGAAUGCAAUGCAUUCCCAGGAAAUCAUUUGUUAAGUGAGCGUUCACAUAAUGAGCGGAUAGUUUCCAUCAUUUCCUAUGGGAACAUUUCUAAUCCAUGCUUUCUCCCUCCAUGCUUCCUACCUGAAACUGCUGCAGCUAAUUAACAAAAGCCAAACAAAGUGGGGCGGGGACUGUUUUGCCCCAUCUCUCCUGCUGCCUGGUUUGUCUAAUAGAUUUUUCUCCUUCCAUGGUUUCUGCCCCAAAAGGCUGCUGUCAAUCAGUGAAACACAAACAAUUAAGGAAGUGGGCAAACUCCAGCUGUUUGGAUAUCUGAACCAGUCAUUUGUGUAGUGAGGUUUGGGUAUAAGGUUUGUGUAGUGAGGGUUUUUUUUUGGGGGGGGGGUUAUUAGGUUGUUUUUAUUUUGAUUAUGUAUUUUUAUAUUUUGAUUUUAUUCUGUGAACGGCUCUGAGACCUCCAGGUAUAGGGCGAUAGAUAAAUUCAAUAAAUAAUAAUAAUAUAAUUCUUUGUGUUCAGAAAACUGAGAUUUCAGAUAAUGAGCAUUCCAAUAGCUGGACCUGUGUGCAUUUAAAAGAACUCAGUUUUUCCCAGGUCAGCCUUAUUAAAGGAAGUAAUCAGUCACCAAUGGAUACUUCGUAUUUCAAAUCUAACCUUUUACAUUACCCCACAUACACAUACAUUGUAUCUAAACCAAGUCCUGCUCUAGUAAACACAUUUGAAAAGGUGAUUUCUCCAUAUCCACUUACUAGAGAGUAAGCCCCAUUUAGCUCCAUGGGGCUUACUCCUGAUUUAGUCAUGCAUAGGAUUGCAUUCUAAGUCUCCCUAAUAAUCUGCCUAUUAAACCCAGUAAGGUUUGUGUCUUUGCAGAUUACAAAUAAAUGUUCCUCUGAGCCUGUUGCAAAUGUCAUAUUAUUUUCCCCAGGCACACAUCUCGCAGGAAAUGCUAACUUUGGUCCCACUCCUCCAGCAUUGAUUUGUGCUUUUGUUUCUCUCCUUGAAUGUCAAGGAUUCCAACUUCUAGAAUUGGUUUCCUAGUAUACAGUGAGGCCCAUAAACUGAAUAAUGGAUUUACUUCUGUCAAAGGUAUAAAAAGCAUUUGGAGUGUUUCCACUGAAGUUCUAGGCAAUUUUCUCAUACAUGUGUUUUCAAAAAGCUACUUCAAAAACAAAGGGUGCCACUUAAACUUGCUCAUGGUGGGUUAAGAGAAAUGUAUGUUUCUGUUAUAGUUCUGUAGAAGGGAGGGUGAACCUGUCUUCCUCCAGUUGUUGUUAAGUUUCAGCUCCCAUAACACUUGGCCAUUGGCCAUGCUGGCUGGGACCCAUGGAAGCUGGAGUCCAGCAAUAUUUAGAAGGCCACAGGUUGCCCAUUCCUGGUGUCCACCAUCCUCUACAAGAUAUGGCAAGAGAUCUUUGGUUUUGGCAUCAUAAGUUGAAAGCUAAACAACAAAAGACAUGCAGAAAAGGCUAUGGUUGACUGUGAGCAAAAAAAGGGAACACAUAAAUUGGCAGCAGUUCUCACACUUUUCCACAGACUGAUUGGAAAUUGUUAGGAGUCUUGCUGGACCACAUAAGCAUCAACAUUGUCAAAAUCACCACCAAAAUCACAGGCCAGGCUGUGAAGAAGGUCCCGUUUCAUUGGUAAUUGGGGGGGGGGUGUGGAAUUAGUAGAUUGCACCAGCUCCAUAUUAUGAAAAUCACAAAGCCUUAGCCAGGCCCUCUUUAGCUUGUUAAGUCAAUCUAUUUCUGGUCAGGCACAAAUACAAGAUGGGUGACACCUGGCUUGAGAGCAGUACAUGUGAAAAGGAUCUAGGAGUCUUGGUUGACCACAAACUUGACAUGAGCCAACAGUGUGACGUGGCAGCUAAAAAAGCCAAUGCAGUUCUGGGCUGCAUCAAUAGGAGUAUAGCAUCUAGAUCAAGGGAAGUAAUAGUGCCACUGUAUUUUGCUCUGGUCAGACCUCACCUGGAGUACUGUGUCCAGUUCUGGGCACCACAGUUCAAGAAGGACACUGACAAACUGGAACGUGUCCAGAGGAAGGCAACCAAAAUGGUCAAAGACCUGGAAACGAUGCCUUAUGAGGAACGGCUAAGGGAGCUGGGCAUGUUUAGCCUGGGAGAAGAGGAGGUUAAGGGGUGAUAUGAUAGCCAUGUUCAAAUAUAUAAAAGGAUGUCACAUAGAGGAGGGAGAAAGGUUGUUUUCUGCUGCUCCAGAGAAGCGGACACGGAGCAAUGGAUCCAAACUACAAGAAAGAAGAUUCCACCUAAACAUUAGGAAGAACUUCCUGACAGUAAGAGCUGUUUGACAGUGGAAUUUGCUGCCAAGGAGUGUGGUGGAGUCUCCUUCUUUGGAGGUCUUUAAGCAGAGGCUUGACAACCAUAUGUCAGGAGUGCUCUGAUGGUGUUUCCUGCUUGGCAGGGGGUUGGCCCUUGUGGUCUCUUCCAACUCUAUGAUUCUAUGAUUCUAUUCUAUGAAAAUGGCCUCAAAAACAAUAACUUCAGUGCCAAGCCAAUUGCAGAUGUUCUCAUUACUUCCGCAACCAUUUUGCAACCACUGGAAUGGAGCUCAUAGGCCCACAGUUGGAGAAAUAAGCCAAAAGCUUUAUUUAUUGCAUUUUCAUGCUGUAUUUCCUCCAUCAUGGAGCAAGGUUGCAUUCAUGGGGUUCCCAGACCAUUUCCAUUCCGGGCACUGAAGAGACCCAAAGUAGCUUAGCUUCAACAAGGUGGCUGCAUCACAAGCUAUAGGCAUUGGUGGCUUGGUAGAGGAACUCAAAGGUCAUCCCAUGAUAGACGGUGUAUAGUAGUGAUUGGAAUAUUCAAGUAGAUGACAGGGAACUGGUGGCCUUCCAGAUGUUCUUGGAUUCCAGCUCCCAUCAGCACCAACCAGCAUGACCCAGAGUCAGGAAUGAUGGUAGCAGUAGUCCAACAUAAUCAGGAGGGACACAGGUUUCCCCAUCCCUGGACUUAGGGGUAGGGAGAUCCAGCUUCAAAUCUCAUGAAACUCGCUGGGUUAUCCAGUGGACCAUGGAUAUCUCUCAGCCUAAACCUGCCUCACAGGUUUGUUGUGGGGAUAAACCGAUGAAGAUAUGCAUCUGAGCCUGUUUCUGUAUCCUAGUCUGUAAGCAGUAUUUCUAGCCAGUUUCCCAGUUUGAAAUCCAGGCCAGGAUAUUAGCAGCAACGCUGAGUAUUCAAGGAGAGAAGCAAAAGGUGCUGGAAUGAGGUAGCAUGCAGGCUCAAGGCUCAUUCUUGGUCUGAUUAACCAUGUAUCUGUCUUAUUCUUAGGCUGAUACACCAUUGUUUCUGGACUGA